Messenger RNA from Saccostrea cuccullata (small rock oyster), 2315 nucleotides. RefSeq names its product probable palmitoyltransferase ZDHHC24. The record is from RefSeq and is a predicted model, not a curated record. Gene Ontology annotation, molecular function: palmitoyltransferase activity. NCBI's taxonomy places the organism in Eukaryota, Metazoa, Mollusca, Bivalvia, Ostreida, Ostreidae. Bases 80 to 931 code for a protein of 283 amino acids. The transcript is spliced from 2 exons.
UAACACAUUUUAUCUUUGAUUUACCAAGGCUAUAAUAACCCAGAGUAAUGUUUGCAAGAGGGAAGCAGCUUUUCUGAAGAUGACCGGCCUCCGACACAUUCUUCCAAAGAACGCCGUAGACGCUGCCUCCCUGUGCUAUGCUUUACUUCUGAUACACAAUGUAAUAAUUCUGGGCGAUUUCGUCGUCGCGCCAUGGAUGAAAGAACAUUAUGGCACAACAGAUUUGCAAAUACUUUGGUACAAUAUCUAUGGGGGUUUUGUGUACAUAAAUGUCAUUGGAAACAUGUGGAAAAUCAUGACCACGAACACAUCAACUAUUGGCAAAAUUUUACCGACACUUCUAAAACCAGGUUGGCACUACUGUGUGGUGUGUGAGGCCAAUGGACCACCUCGCUCAUACCACUGCCCUACCUGUAAUCGCUGCAUCCUUAAGAGGGACCACCACUGCAUGUUCACCGGUAAAUGCAUCGGCUACUUCAAUCAUCGCCAUUACAUCUGCCUGAUCUGUUACACCUGGCUGGGGGCCAUGUUCGCUUCCACCUACUGUAUGGGAUUCACCUGGACCAUGCUGGGAGAAUUUUCAUUUUACAAUCUGUUAUGUUUUUGUUUUCCCCUGUUUUUACUACUGUUUGGAAUGUUGGAUUUCUAUACAGCCAUUAUAUGUCUGCUCACGCUGGUGGCGACGUUAUUCUGGUUCAUUAUAACUAUUUUGAUUGUCUGGCAUUCCAAGCAUAUAAUUUACAAUAUGACUACGCAUGAAAGACGACACAAUAUAUACACGUACAAUCUAGGCUGGAGAGAGAACAUUAAGCACAUCUUCGGUAGUAAGUGGUACGUAUGCUGGUUGUUUCCGUGGAUACAGUCCCCACUUCCUGGAGACGGAAUGUCAUUCCCGACGUCAGAGAACUUUGAAAGUCAGAAAGACCAAUAGCUCAGGCUUAACUCUAGGGUAGCUAAUAGACUUAGGAAUCAAGUUUAAUAUUGCAAUUGUAAAACAGUGCUGUCUGCUUUUUGUUUGUUGUUUUUGUAAGUGUACGGAUAUGCUUAUAAAUCCACUAGACUUGUUGUUAGCGUUAUCCCUGACUUUGUGUCACAUAUUUUUUUUUGUUAAAAUUAGAUACAUUUAUAAACAGUGCCAUGUGUUGUGAAAGAAUAAAUGUGAACCUCGCAAAAUUGAAUAGACACAAAUUAUGUUUAUUAUUUAUUGUUUAGCUCCUUUCACUCAUUAUCUUUUGAAAAUAGCAUUUUGAGUUUCUAUAUUCAAUGAACAGCAUGAAUGUAUUUAACUGUACUCAUGGGUGUUGAAGAUGUUACAUACCUGAAAUAUAUUUUGUCAGAUUCAAGUCAAACAUUUUUAUGGUAUUUUGAAGUGCAUAUACCCAAGGGUUGUGUCUUUGUCAACUUUUUUUUAGAAAUCUGUGGCUUAUUCAGCAUUAUACUUGUAUAUCCCUUGUACGGCACUUUGAUUACAUACAGGAUUGUAAUUAUUGAUUUGAUACUUCAUACCAUAUAAGCAGAAUUUUUAGCGAGGAUUUAAUUUUGGCAUUAUUAGCGAGGUUGCCAAGAUCACUAAAAUUUAAUAUCGCUAAAAAUUAAUUGUGCUUUAUUUGUAAUAGCUUUUUCAGUGAGCUUUUUAAAAUCACUAAAAUAACAUCUUGCUAAAAAUAAAAUCCCAAUUUUAAGGACAAAUUGCUAAAUUUGCAUCUCGCUAAAAUUUCCAUUUAUACAAUAAUAGAUCUCAAGAAGAAAGUUCAUCCAGGGUCACGUUCUAGUUGUUUUUUUUUUCAUUGUUCAUAGUUGUCUACCAGCUACAUUGUACAUUUAGCUUCAAUUUAGAAUUAUUAAUUUUUUUUUGCUAGUUUAAUGAAGUAUUUUAUGUAAGUUGAACCUCAAUUACUGCUUGACAUUGACUUCCUACAGUGUUAUCCAAUCAUUGUUAAUAUUUUACUUUCAUUUAUGAUUAAUUAACUACAGCAUACAAUCAGCUGAUUUUUCCACUUCAUUAUUGGUUGUAAUUUGAUAUAUCAUUGUCUCCCUUGUCUCUGCUUGUACAGAAAAUCCAGGUCCUAAUGAUCAGCAGAAUAAAAUCACUUGACCAGAAUUUAAUAUAAAAGGUUUAAGUGAAAGUAUUUAGAACCAUCCAAUGUUGUAAUGUGAAUGAAGUAAUCUUUUAUUAGCCUUACAAGCAAUAUGUUUUGGGUGCUGUUUGUACAAAGAAGUAACCUUAUAUUUAUAGAUCCAGUAUGUCCUUAUACAACAUGUACAAGAUGAGUUAUGUUUAGUGAAAGAAUAAAUAUCUGUAUUCUUUUUCAAAA